This is a messenger RNA of Molossus molossus (Pallas's mastiff bat), 1839 nucleotides long. It is a transcript of the gene GLTP, whose product is annotated as glycolipid transfer protein. The record is from RefSeq and is a predicted model, not a curated record. Gene Ontology annotation, biological process: intermembrane lipid transfer; ceramide transport. The transcript has 5 exons. Gene Ontology annotation, cellular component: membrane; cytoplasm; cytosol. The coding region runs from base 46 to 675 and encodes 209 amino acids. Lineage: Eukaryota; Metazoa; Chordata; Mammalia; Chiroptera; Molossidae. Gene Ontology annotation, molecular function: ceramide 1-phosphate transfer activity; ceramide 1-phosphate binding.
GCCCGCGGCGCCGGCUGGGGCAUCACCGCCGGCCUCGACCCCGAAAUGGCGCUGCUGGCCGAGCACCUGCUGAAGCCGCUGCCCGCGGACAAGCAGAUUGAGACCGGGCCCUUCCUCGAGGCGGUGUCCCACCUGCCGCCCUUCUUCGACUGCCUUGGGUCCCCAGUGUUUACACCCAUCAAGGCGGACAUAAGUGGCAACAUCACGAAAAUCAAAGCCGUGUAUGACACCGACCCGGCCAAGUUCCGGACCCUACAGAACAUCCUGGAGGCAGAGAAGGAGAUGCACGGAGCAGAGUGGCCCAAAGUGGGGGCCACGCUGGCGCUGAUGUGGCUGAAGAGAGGCCUCCGCUUCAUCCAGGUCUUCCUGCAGAGCAUCUGCGACGGGGAGCGGGACGAGAACCACCCCAACCACAUCCGUGUCAAUGCCACCAAGGCCUACGAGAUGGCCCUGAAGAAGUACCACGGCUGGAUCGUGCAGAAGAUCUUCCAGGCAGCGCUGUACGCCGCACCCUACAAGUCCGACUUCCUGAAAGCGCUCUCCAAGGGCCAGAACGUGACCGAGGAGGAGUGCCUUGAGAAGGUCCGCCUCUUCCUGGUCAACUUCACGGCCACCAUCGACGUCAUCUACGAGAUGUACACCAAGAUGAACGCCGAGCUCAACUACAAGGUGUAGGCGCGCCGGGCGGGCGCGGCCCCGCCGCCCUCGGCAGAACGGACGAGCCAGAAUCACUGUGAACCACGCGGCAGGCCGCCCUUGGCCUGCGCCCCCAGCGCCGCGGCUCUGCCGGCCUGCAGGGGCCCGCCCUGGUUUUUUAAAAGUCCUUUUUGGGGGUCUACCCCAACGGAGCAAUAAAUAACGGCCCUACUCUGAAUCACCUUUGAAUUUCACAACGGUACAGACUGACUAUACCUUCAUUUCAGUGUGGUAAAAAUGGAUCAAUGUUGCUAAUAAGUCAAGUCUUAAGGUUUUUUGUCCCCCCCACCCCCCAUGGUACGUGACUCUGGGGGAGCCCUGUCAUGCACCUCAAUUUAAAAAUGAGGAUGUGGCAGUGAUGUUUUGGGUAAGUUUAAGGACCACAGGACCACGAGGAGUUUGAUUUGCAAUUAUACAGGACCCCUGCUCUGUGUUAAAAAAAAAUUUUUUUUUCUUUAUUGAUUUUAGAGAGAGAGGAAGGGAAAGAGAGAUAGAAACAUCAAUUGGCCUACUCCUGUAGGCCCCCCACUAAGGGCCAGGCCCACAACCCGGGGAACUAAGGACCAGUUCCUGACGGGGAACUGAACCGGUGACCUCUUGGUGCAUGGGUCGACGCUCAACCUCUGAGCCACACCGGCUGGGCUGUGUGUUUUUGUUAAAGCAAAUGGUCCCCGUGGUCACACAGCCCAGCCUCGGCACUGUCGCCAUCGACCCUGCUCUUUCUCACUGUCUUCUUCCAGACAGUUUUUAGUCGUUGAAAACAACCAGCAAGCCUUUGAUGACCAUGACCAAGGGGACUUUAUUUUAAAGCUAUCAGGUACAAAUAAUUGACCAGAGAUGACUGAAUUUGCAUUCUUCUGCAUAAUUAAUCUUCUUCAGGGACAGCCUUUGCAACCUAAGAAACUACUAACCAUGUGUAUUCUCUCAGCGGGGAGACAGUGAGCCCUCCAGAUGCUGGGACCCAAGGAAACACCUCGCUGCCUUAACUGUCCUUCCUGGCGCUAACAAGAGCUGUAUUUUUCUUUGAAAGCAUUGGGGUGAAUAGAGGAACCCCCAAAGAAUUGAUGUGUGUUAAAAACCCAAUGAGGAGCAAUUGGUGAUUUUUAUGCAGAAACUAAAUAAUUCUUAAUAAAUAAAUCUCUA